This is a messenger RNA of Malus domestica (apple), 507 nucleotides long. RefSeq lists its product as uncharacterized. The record is from RefSeq and is a predicted model, not a curated record. Lineage: Eukaryota; Viridiplantae; Streptophyta; Magnoliopsida; Rosales; Rosaceae.
AUGGCGGCCACUACUGUGUCAGUAACACGGAAUAAAUGGCCUCGCCCAGAGAUUGGGGUGGUUGGGGCAACUGUUCUUAGUGUGUUUCUCCCUCCUCCUGUCGUUGAUGUCUCGGUGAAAGGACCGCAAGAUCAUUCGAUGGAUCAACCGACUGAAGUUCACCCCACUAUUCCGGUUGUGGUCGAACCAGUCGUUGUUCCAUUGGUCGAGGGUCCUGCAAUUCCAAGGUCGGUUGUUACUCUUGUGGUCGGCCCAGUAGCUGCUAUUGUGAGGAAGGUGGCAACUUUGGCUGAGAAGAACCCUUCCCCAAGUCCAAAAAAGAAACCAAUAAUUGUUGUUGAAGAAGAGCCUUCAUGGGAAGUCGAGCUCGAUGCUCUCCUCUCGAGUACUUCUAGAGUAGCCGGGCCUUUUGUCGCAUCGACCGAACCUUCUGCGAUUGCUACCGAAUCCAAUGUCUCCGCCAAGUUGCAGGAACUCCUAUCCUUUUCGGCCUCUCAAGUCCUUUAG